Sebastes umbrosus (honeycomb rockfish) is the source of this 1333-nucleotide messenger RNA. It is a transcript of the gene ppp1r35, whose product is annotated as protein phosphatase 1, regulatory subunit 35. The record is from RefSeq and is a predicted model, not a curated record. Gene Ontology annotation, biological process: negative regulation of phosphatase activity. Lineage: Eukaryota; Metazoa; Chordata; Actinopteri; Perciformes; Sebastidae. Gene Ontology annotation, molecular function: phosphatase binding.
ACACUCUUGUACAGUAGGUGGCGGUAUGCACCUUAAAGUUGUUGCGAUCCGCCAGGAAACGGAGAGAAGAAGAAGAAGAAGGAAGCAGCAGCAGCGUUAUCGUUAACGUGAUGACAAGCAGCCGAGGAGGGUGAUUUAAAGUAGAAACUGAUGAUUUCCGCCCUGAAACCUUCGGAUAGUAAAAUAAUAAUUAUAAUAAAAGCGUUUGGAUCGUCCUCAGAGAGGCUCUGGGUAGUUCUGGAGGAGCGGAUCUGCUGUUCUGGGGAUCGUUUCUGAUCGGACUAAAUGAGGAUGAGUUCCUCGUCCCACCUCUCUCCUCCUCCCUCUCCUCACUCCGCUCCCCUCCCCCUCUCCUCCUCCUCCUCUCUGACUCGCUGUCCUGAACUCGACUUGUCAGUCACACUCGGCUCCGCCCACACACACCUGAAGCCCCGCCCACUGAAGACGAGGCAGCAAAAUGACCAAUCACAGCUGAAGCCCAGCCCCCAAGGACAGAUGGGAAGAAAGGGGAACAUACAGGUGUGUCUUGAAGAGCCGGUGGUUGUCACGGUUACCGCGGAGCAGAGCAGAGACGCCCCUCCUCAGCAGCCAAUCAGAGGUCAAAGGAGAAGCAGAGGAUGUAGUCAUGCCCCCAGACAGUGGGUGGAGCCCCCUGCUGCAGUAUCCAAUCAAGAUCCAGGUUAUCUGGAGAGGGCGGGGCUAAACACCACUCUGGCUCUGAAGGCGGAGCUUCAGUCACUUCAGGGGGCGGAGUUUAACUCCCAGAAGGCCGUUCAGGAGAUGCUACGGAGGUCCGAGAGGACCAAAAACCUAAUCAACACCAGAGCUACUGAAGAAGUGAACGUCUCUCGCUCUCAGCAUCUCUUCACCUCUCUGGUGUGUGUGGAUGUUCUGGAGGAUCAGCUAAUCAGCCAGGUGCUGCAGCAGAGGCUCCUGCUGCCCCCCUGUCACCAUGGCAACAAGGCAGCAAAUGGGCCAUCCCUUCUCUUCUUCAUGACCUCUGACCACCUCAGACAGAAGCCCCUCCCACCAGAGGAGGGGCCUGGAAACUACAAGUCCUUCCCAUCGCCACGUCCCGCCUACUCGACCUUUGACCUCUACAGAAGAGGGAGAUGCUGAGGCCAUGCCCUGACACACACACACACACACACACACACACACACAGAGGAGAGCUCUGAUUGGCUGGCUGUACUGAUGCGUGCAUUGGUCAGACUGAGCGAUGCCAUUGAAUAAUAAUAAUCUAUUUUUUAAAUAAUAAAUAUAAACUGAAUCUGUUUUAUUGCUGUAAAGAGCUACGCUUUGUUUUUUCUAAUAAAGUCUUCAAACAUGCUCA